Coregonus sp. 'balchen' is the source of this 3478-nucleotide messenger RNA. NCBI's taxonomy places the organism in Eukaryota, Metazoa, Chordata, Actinopteri, Salmoniformes, Salmonidae. The record is from the annotation of a GenBank genome assembly.
AGUGAGGAGGGGGAGGUGGUGCAGGAGAUAGUGGAGACGGUAAUAGGGGAGGAUGGGGAGGAGUAUCCUGCUGUGGUUGUGGAGGAGGUGCCCAGUGCCCAGGUGGAGCAGUGCUACGCUGCCCAGGUGCUGGUCUACGACGACGGGACCUACCUGAUGCAGGACGUGGGAGACGAGCAGGAGGUGGUCACAGAGGUGGUAGAGACAGGUGAGAGGGCUGCAGGGAGAGAGGGAGGGGGUACAGGGUUGGACAGUGACGUAUUUCUGCAGUGAGAGGUUGGAGGGUUUGGGUAGUGUCGAUAGAGAGAGAGAUGUGCAAGGAUUGGAUGCUUAGUAAUCGCUUUAGAGGGAGGCAAGAGGAGUGUGGGUGUUAGACUUUUCAACAUAUCAUACCAACUUAGCUCCUUAAGAGUUGACAUUGCCACUGAGAGUAGUAGUGGGACAGUAUUGUUUCCUUCCAGGACCAUCUCAAGAAGGACAUCUGGUGGUGUAUGAGCUGAGCCCAUUGGAAGAGUGACAGAAGCCAUUGAGGCUUGAGGGAGGGGACAGUUUUAUUGGUUGUUGACCAAUGACCACCCUAAAGAUAUAACUACUUCUGUAGGCAGUUGUUGCUAUGCACAACCAAACAUGGAAUGGGAGGAGGGUCCUAAAGGGAAAAAGUGUAGUGAAUGAGUGUGAUAGAGUGUCUCCAACAAGGAUAAAGGCUACAGUUUACUACCCUUUUCUCAAAAGUACAGGUUUACUCUGCCUCACCCCUACUUUUUACUGAAAGGCAACAGCUGUCUUGCCCAGCUAACUACUUCCAAGGGGGAUUGGUGUCUGCGGUUAUAGGACCCCAGCCAUAGGGAGAUAUGGUUGAAUAAUCAUUGAAACAAACUAGUUGAAUGAACAUUAAAUUGACUUGAAAUGUAGAAUGGAUUUUCACUUCUCUAACCUCUCUCCUUCCUCCUCUUCCCUCAUCUCUCCUGUGUUGUCGUAGUAGAGGUGUCAUCACACGGGGGCAUGGUGUGCUUUGAUAAGACCUUCGAGGCGGCCGAGGCCCUUCUUCACAUGGAUUCCCCCAGCAGUUUCCAUGGAGACCGCAACAACACAGGUAACCAUUCAACCCCUCCCCCACUGGCCUUGCUGGGGAUUAGGCAUUAUAAGUGGGUAGGCCAUGAUGCCGACUGAAUUUGUGUGUGUAACCUGUGUCAGUUCAUUCUACCACUAAGUUUGUUUUAUUACCAUUUGCCAGUCUGAGUUGAAUCAUCACUGCUCUGUGGUUAUAAUAAUGAGAACUAUUGUCUCUCUGUGUGUGUCUCAGUGGAGGACGUGAUGAUGGAGACUGUGGUGGAGGUGUCUACAGAGUGUGAGCCCAUAGAGGAGGACAGCUUCCCUAUUCCCCCUGACUACGAGCCUCCCUCUGCCAAGAAGAAGAAAGGUCUGCCUCCGACACAACCAAAUGCUUUCGUACUAUCUGUCUCUGUGUUGGUCACCGUUUCCAACCCAGUAUUAAAAGUUAAGUUGUAUAUUAUAUAAAGUGUGCUAAGUUGUUUGGUCGGUUUCCUUGCAGGGGGAAGGAAGUCGAAGAUACAACAGCCUCAGCCUGACACCAACUGCACCAUUGACCUGGGGAUCAGGAAGAGACCCAGAGAGGGAAAAGGUACCCCACACAGCAGGGGCUAGGGUUUGUCAAGCCCGUGAAGGGAUGCUUCUCUACGUAGAGCAACUCAAGCUAGCAACUCACACUCAAGCUAGCAACUCACACAGGCUGAUUCAGUAAUCCUCUGUAUGAAUGAUGUUGGUCUUCUCUCUCCCGCUGUCCUCCAGGGAGCACCACCUACCUAUGGGAGUUCCUGUUGGAUCUCCUCCAGGACAAGAACACCUGUCCCAGGUACAUCAAGUGGAUGCAGCGGGACAAGGGCAUCUUCAAACUGGUGGACUCCAAGGCGGUGUCCAAACUAUGGGGCAAACACAAGAACAAACCUGACAUGAACUACGAGACCAUGGGCAGGGCACUCAGGUAACCACGGGAUUCUAUUCUAUUUGAUAGCCAUUUCCUCACUAUAGUUAGUGAGUAAGGCUGACUGUUGUCGACCCAACAUAUCUUUACUACUUUUAUGCUAAGGAAUGACUAAUGACAUUCUAGAUUUGGGCUAGAAUGUCUGUUUUAAAAUGCAUGCGUUUAACCCUUUUAAAGUCACCUUUUCAAAAUACAUGCUAGGGUGUGACACUUGUGUUAAAUGACAUCUUGGGUGUUAAAUGACAUCUUGGGUUGUAUUUCUGCAAGUAUUCUGAGUGUAAGUGCAGUCGUCUGACUGGUAUGGUUGUCCCUGUCCAGGUAUUACUACCAGCGGGGGAUCUUAGCCAAGGUGGAGGGUCAGAGGCUGGCCUACCAGUUUAAAGACAUGCCCAAGAACAUCAGGGUGAUCGACGAUGACAGGGAGGAGGAGGAGGAGGGGGAGGGGGAACCCUCUGAGCACCACCUUGCGGUCCAGACCCUGACCCUUGACCCUGCCACCUCCACCCAGACACAGCAGAGCUACGUCACCGUCAUCCCCACCGCGUCCGGCAACAGGUGAGGCAUGAUUAGUCAUGAAAUAAUUCAAGUGCUAUUUAUAAAUAAUGUAGUGUUAGGGGCAGAGAUGCUCUCUCUGUCUACAUCUUCAUACAAAUGCACAGUGAACUCAUUUGGAAGGUUCAUGAAUAAAUCUGUUUUUGUUUCUGUUUGAUGUACAGGACCAUGCGUUUGGCCAUGCCCAUGGUCAUGACGACGACGCUGGGUCAGAUGACCCUCAACCCUUCCACCGUCUUCACCACCCAGGCCCCCAUCACCCUGGGCAACGCCCACGCCGGCGGGCCCAAGCUGGUGAUCCAGACCUUACCCACCAUGAUGCCCGCCGGGGCCAAGAGCGGAGAGAAGAUCACCAUCAUCACCAUCCCGGCGGCCCAGCUAGCUCAGCUAACGCAGGGCAAUCUCUCAGCCCAGCUCUCAGGCCAGCUAGCUCAGCUCAUACAGGCCAAACCUGUCACCCAGCUCAUACAGGCCAAACCAGUCACCCAGCUCAUACAGGCCAAACCAGUCACCCAGCUCAUACAGGCCAAACCAGUCACCCAGCUAGUGCAGGCCAAACCAGUCACCCAGCUAGUGCAGGCCGAACCAGUCACCCAGCUAGUGCAGGCUAAACCCGCCACGCUCCAGAUAACGCAGAAACCAGCCCCUCCGCUCAUACUUGCAAAGCCUGUGACGCAGCCCCCCACCCAGCAGCCACCUGUGGCCUCCCCUGUAGGUAAACCCCAGCCCCCUCCCUCCACCAGCAUCACCACCCCUGUACCAACCCCCACUACACCCCCUGUAAAAGAGGCCAUCUCACCCCCCACAGCCCUCCCAGACUCCACCGCGUCCCCCCCUUCAGCGAGCACGGAGCCCUCCCAGUCCAGCCCGAAGGACCCCUCUGCCUCGGAGUCGGCACAGAACCCAGUGGCCCCUGAAUCUUGA